AUGGGAAAGUCCAUCUGGUGCCGAAGAUCGAAGCAACUCCGAGAGAAAAACGACUCAUUCCAAAAGAAGGAGGUCAAAAGAUGGCAUAGAAUGGAGUCUACGAACUUAGCCAAGCAAAAUGCAUUGGCACCCAAAGAAGAAUCAUGUAGUGAAAUUGACGUGGGCUUUCAAGAAAGCCAGCAGAAUCAGAAAAAAAGUAUGAAGGAAAGUAUGAAGAAAAGCAAGAGUUUCUUGGGGAAGAUACUGCCACGCAGAGGUAAACCCCUAAAUGCCAGCAGCAAGGACUCUGAGGAGCACAAGGAAACUUUCCUUUCUGCCGUACAGAGCUCUGUUCCUCAGAUUGUCAAGCAGCUUCUGCCCACCAAGUUAUUUACUAUGCUAAGAAUGAGAAAGCAGUCACCGAACAAAACUGUACAAUCUGAUGUGGAGGCCAAGACGCAACUUGGUGCAGAGGCAGAGAUGGAGGGGGCAGCAGGAGGGAACCACCUGCCGGCUGGGAGUUCUGCCAACCGCUUCUGCAGGAUGCCUGUUCACCAGGGACAACAAAAGGAAGUACUUUCUUCAUCCAAAAAGAGGCUACACUUUCCAAUGCUGAAAAAAAAGAAACAUGGCCUGGAAGAACCCCUUCAAAAAUCAGCUUUACCAUUAAAAAACCUUCAAAUGCAGGUGGAUGACUGCAAACAAAUAAUUACUGAUCAAGUCAGGAAGCAAUUGGACCAACGAAAUGCUGAACUUGAACGCAGUGAGUCUCGCUUAGAUCAGCUUCUGCAGUUCUCUCAUCAGUUUGAGAAAGUGUCAAAGCGAGCCUCCUGGAAAUUCAGGCUGAAAAACAUGUUAUGCCUGAGCAUCUGCUGCUGGCCUUGUUUUUGA
This is a messenger RNA of Ochotona curzoniae (black-lipped pika), 870 nucleotides long. It is a transcript of the gene CUNH3orf49, whose product is annotated as chromosome unknown C3orf49 homolog. The record is from RefSeq and is a predicted model, not a curated record. The transcript is spliced from 5 exons. The coding region runs from base 1 to 870 and encodes 289 amino acids. NCBI's taxonomy places the organism in Eukaryota, Metazoa, Chordata, Mammalia, Lagomorpha, Ochotonidae.